GGUUCAUGUUUUUCCUUUCGAUUCAGGUGUGGCAAAUGCUAAAGAGUUUUAGCAACGCUCUUCGACGACUACACAAAGAAGUGUGUCAAAUUCAUGGAUUUUCAUCUGCAAUGAACUUCUUCAUUUUCUUCAUUUACGUACCUUUGGUUCAUUCAGCGUUGCACACCUUCAUAACUACAUACACUGAAAUAAAUGGACAGACGAUUGCAGGAAUCCCAGAGAUUUCUUCUGUAACUACACUGGAUGGAAGACAGAUUGAUUAUUAUGACAGUGAGACAGGGAAGCUGAUUCCCAGACAGGACUGGAUGAAGGAGUUUGCAUCUGGAGACAGAUGGAAAGCAUACACUGAGAUCAAAGAACAAGUACAGCAGACCAACAAAAUCAACAUUCGUUUUCUAAAGGAACAAUUCAAUCAGUCACUUGGUGUUCAUACGUAUCAGAGGAUGUAUGGAUGUGAUUGGGAUGAUCAGACUAAAUACUUACAUGGGUUUGAUGAGCACGGUUACGAUGGAGAGGAUUUUAUCUCACUAGAUGUGGAGAACAGCAGAUACAACACAGCUGUACCACAGGGAUUGAUCACAACGACCAGGUGGAACAAUGACAGAGCCCAGCUUACCUAUCUAAGACGAUACUAUAGAGAUGAGUGCACUAACUGGAUGCUAUAUUUCUUGAUUUCAAAAAAAGUGGAUUUAGAGAGAAGAGCUCCUGAGGUGUUUCUGUUACAGAAGGAUCCCUCCUCUCUAGUGCUGUGUCAUGCCACAGGUUUCUACCCAGCAGCAGUGACUAUCACCUUAUUAAGAAAUGGACAGGUUCACGAUGAGGAUGUGGAUCUUGGAAAAACACUGCCAAAUGAAGAUGGGACCUUCCAGAAGACUGCUAUUCUCGAUGUUCCUCCACAUAACUGGAAGAAGCACCAGUAUGUUUGUGUGGUGGAGCACAAUGGAAAGACCAUCCAGAAGAUUCUGACUGAGGAUGAGAUCAUUAGUAACACCAGACUAACAAAACCAUACUUCAGACUGGUGUGGGUGACAGGAGUAUUCAUAGUACUAGUUAUUGGUACUGCAAUCCAUAUUUGGUACAAGAAACAUUUAAACAGACAUUUAAACAGUGGGUAUCAGCCGGUUUUAUCCUUUGACAGCGAUGGCAAGAUUUACAUCAACAAAAAUCUUUGAAGAGUUUGCCCCAACCGUCUGCACUUUCCCCAGAUUUCAGUCCAAUCAGUGAUCUUCUGGAUGUGGGAGAUCAGAUGAUUUCCAGCAUGCAUGUGUGACUAAAACAUUUCUUGUUGAACAAUAUCCAUGAGUAUGGAUGCCAUGGACCUGUUUUCCCAAACAAGAUGACCACAUGACCAAACAAUCACAGAAAAAAGAACACUUUCUAACAUCUGUGUGGCGUUGAGUCUAUAAAAGCACACUGGAGACACAACGAUAUAAAAGUGCAAAUGAAAAUCAGCUAAAGCGCAUUCAGAUACUGUCUGGAUAUUAAACUUUGUGUAAAUAUCCGAUAUAAUGGGCACCUUAAAUGCACUACUGUUUGUGAGCUUGUCCUUUUACCACUCACAUUUCUAUAUAUUUUCUGUAUAUUUAUAUAAUAAAAGAAUUGUAAAUACACAGUUCACUGAAUAAUAAUCGCUUGACAGCUAGCGUUUGUGAGUUUCAAAUGGAAAAAAA
Messenger RNA from Sinocyclocheilus anshuiensis, 1670 nucleotides. RefSeq names its product major histocompatibility complex class I-related gene protein-like. Bases 6 to 1172 code for a protein of 388 amino acids. Gene Ontology annotation, cellular component: external side of plasma membrane. The transcript has 6 exons. The record is from RefSeq and is a predicted model, not a curated record. NCBI's taxonomy places the organism in Eukaryota, Metazoa, Chordata, Actinopteri, Cypriniformes, Cyprinidae. Gene Ontology annotation, biological process: immune response.